Molecule: messenger RNA, 899 nt
Organism: Penaeus chinensis
Lineage: Eukaryota; Metazoa; Arthropoda; Malacostraca; Decapoda; Penaeidae
Product: collagen alpha-1(I) chain-like
Exons: 4
Coding region: 1-696 (231 amino acids)
Source: RefSeq, a predicted model, not a curated record
AUGACGUGGACGCUGCGGACCGGCUUGCUGACUUGUCUCCUGGUGACCUGGGCGGCCGCUGCUGUUCUGGACACCCGGGAGACGCCGACUGCCGAUGAUUCAGAGCAGGUUCCGCGGGGCGAGGACGAGGUCGUGCUCGACCAUGUGGCUGCCAUGGAGCGCUGGAGGGAGCUGAAGGCGAGGCUCCUGAAGCUGAAGCCGACUGAUGUGGAACACGACCCCAGCCGCGACGAGGAGAACGACCGCCACCUCAGGUCGCUCUUCCCGCGGGUGUCGUGCUCCGACUGGCGCAUCGCCCCCAGAUCACUUCGAGAGGAAAUCAAGAGGUGGGGAAGCUGGAGGCAAGCCGAAUCCGGCGGAGAUAAGCAGCUCGCGGCCUGGGUCGACUCAGGAGUCAAGGGCCCCCAGGGCCCAGCAGGAACCCCCGGCGAACCCGGCGUGACAGGUCCCCCCGGUGACUCUGGCGAGGCUGGCGCGGACAUCACCGUGGACCGGCGAGGCGUCCCGGGCCCCCCAGGCCCCCCAGGGCUCCCUGGCGUCGCGGGCACGAACGGCGACCGCGGAGACUGCAACAAGGGCGAUAAGGGCCAACGCGGUCAGAAGGGCGACCCGGGCGUGGGCAUGAGGGGCCCCCGAGGACCCCCCGGUCCCCCCGGCGAGAGGGGCAGCCCCGCCCCGACUUUCUCCGGGAAGUAGAGGCGAAGGGCCCCUGCGGAAGACCUCGGCUGCCAUGUGACUCUGCUUCCAGUCUUCGAUAAAGUCACCAGCUCGCAGAUGUUUGAAGAAACCCGAAUGGGUUCGCGAUCAGCAGCCGGCCUCGCGAGACGGCCGAGACGAGAACAUUCACUCAGAACUGGCACGUGUAGCCCUUAUGUUUUUGGCAAUAAACUUAGAGAUCA